ACGAGUGCGCGUACGUGGGCGUGUAUACUAGUUACCAUAGUAACCAGAUGCGCUUGGUGCGGGCACUAACACACUGGCUUCCCCGAGGACAUCCUUCAGGACGGCGCUGCCACGCUUAGGGGCCCUCCCAUGGCUUCACAGGAGAGGGUGGGCGCAGUGUCGAAAGGAACCGGGUUCCGGCGCUGCCCUAAGCAGGUCACUUACACGCCCGGGACCUGCGAGCUGCUCAGAGUGAUGAUGAAGGAGUCCAAACUGACUAACUUCCAGCAACGACACAUCUUGGACACCAUGAGAAGAGGAGCCCCUCUGCCCCUGCAGUGCAACCCAACAUCCAGCCAGAGGGGCUCUCCUUCCAAGAAGCCAGCUACAGCCAUCUACCUGCCUCCCAUCCUGGCUACCCACUCCCACCUCCGGCCUGCCAGCAUGUGUCAAGCCAAUGGGGCAUACAACCGUGAGCAAUUCAAGCCUCAGGCCACCAGAGAUCUGGAGAAGGAGAAACGAAGACUCCAAAAUAUCUUUGCCACUGGGAAGGACAUAGAGGAACGGAAAACGACUCCACGUGUGCAGCAAGAGGACCCAGCUCCCGAGGUGGACCGGUUUGAAGAAUUGGUGAAGGAAGUCCAGGACAGGAAAGAAUUCUUGGCUGCCAUGGAGGCUCUGGGACAGGGCAAGCAAUACCGAGGAAUCAUCCUGGCUGAAAUCUCCCAGAAAAUAAGGGAAAUGGAGGACAUCGACCGCAGCAGAAGCGAGAGGCUUAGGAAGGCUCUCGCCACCACCUAAUCCUAGACAAGGGCGGGCCAGCCCAGUGCGACCCGACCACCAGAGCCUUCGCUUCGCC
Messenger RNA from Chionomys nivalis (European snow vole), 838 nucleotides. RefSeq names its product chromosome 17 C22orf23 homolog (gene C17H22orf23). The transcript is spliced from 7 exons. The record is from RefSeq and is a predicted model, not a curated record. The coding region runs from base 130 to 780 and encodes 216 amino acids. NCBI's taxonomy places the organism in Eukaryota, Metazoa, Chordata, Mammalia, Rodentia, Cricetidae.